Ylistrum balloti is the source of this 1407-nucleotide messenger RNA. RefSeq names its product kelch domain-containing protein 1-like. Gene Ontology annotation, molecular function: protein binding. The transcript has 8 exons. NCBI's taxonomy places the organism in Eukaryota, Metazoa, Mollusca, Bivalvia, Pectinida, Pectinidae. Bases 25 to 1143 code for a protein of 372 amino acids. The record is from RefSeq and is a predicted model, not a curated record.
CAGCCUCUGCAAUCUCGCUUGACUAUGGAAGCUAUUGAAAACGAUAUCACUGUGGAGUGGAAUGUUGUUACAGACAGUCCAUUUACACCAAGGGAUGGUCAUUGUUGUUGCGUAUGCGGAUCCAAACUUUACGUUUUUGGAGGUGUAUUACAGUCCAGUGAUGGCGAGAUGACAGAAACCAACGAUCUGCUUAAUUUCGAUGCAGGAACAAUGGUUUGGCAGAAGGUUGCAUGUAAAAAUGAAGCCCCUCCACCAAGGUCUGCUGCUGCACUGUCCUGUGUUGGAAAGAAGUUGUAUCUUUUUGGAGGCCUUAAUCAGAUGUGUGGUUGGCUUGGAGAUUUCCAUGUGUUUGACACAGAAACACUGACAUGGUCAAGUAUCCCAGCAGCUGAUGGUCCUUGCCCAAGGGACAAACUGCAGUCAGUUGCUAUAGAUACAAAAAUCUAUUUUUUUGGAGGAUUUGGACCAAAGGCUACUUUGGCCAUGGAAGAUGAUGGUGAUGAAGAAUAUGAAGAUGAAGAUGAUGAUGAUGAGCUCCCUGGAGACCAGGAAGCUGCAGAAUUUGGCUGGUUUAAUGACCUUUAUGUCUUUGAUACAGUAUCUAACCAGUGGUCCCAGCCCCUUCAGAUGAAUCUUGGUGUGCCAACUCCUCGAGCUGCUCAUGGUCUUUGUGCUGUUGGUAAGAACCUGGUAAUCAUGGGAGGACGAGACACUGAGGAUAGGCAGAAUGAUAUCCACAUUUUUGACACAGAGACAAGGAAGUGGGAUAUGGGAGUAAAUUGCAAAGGGAUGCCACCUAGUCCUAGGUCAUUUCAUACCAUUUCUGCUGUUGGUAACAGAGUCGUAGUGCUAGGAGGACGAGGGAAAGAAAAUCAACACUUUGAUGAUGUCAGCAUAUUUGCCAUGGACACCAAGGAGUGGUACAAGGCUGAAGUGAAAGGCAAAGUUCCAAGUAGUCGUGGUCAACAGGCUGUAGGUGUCAUUGGUGACAAGUUGAUUAUGUUUGGAGGCACCAGUAACUUUAGCACAGAAAUCAUGCAAUGUCAGACAACACACAAUGAUACAGUACUACUAAGGACAGAAGACAUCUUAAAAGGGGGACCAACAGGGAGAAAUCAUAAUGGACACGCAGAAGCAAGCUGAUAACAAGACACACUAAUAAUUUUCAUUUUAAAUUAAGACUUUGAAUAAUGUGUGUAAAUUACAUGUUUUUGAACAUGGACAAAACUUGAUACAAACACAAUGGUUUUUGAACUAUGACAUUUCAGAAUUAGAUAGACACCAGUCUUCUAUGUCUGAGAAUGACAAAGUGGACAGAUGAUGAGAACAUGAAGAAUAGCUUGCAAUCUCAUGAAAGUUGACAUUCAUAUAUGGUUAUUUUUAGACAGUAAAUAUCAUUUUAUCAUA